AUGGCUCCAAGAGGCAGAGGAGGAAAAUUCUCCAAGCCCACCCGAGGAGGUGGAAAGAAGUUCUCCCGCGACCUACAGCCCCUCGACAGCGAGGGUAACGCACUAGGCAUGUGGCGCGACCCGCAAGACAAGCCCGAAUCAUCAGACGAAGACGAAGAAUCGUCGGAAGAAGAAUCCUCAGAAUCAGAUGGCGGCGAAGGACCCUCAGCCUCAGCAACAGCCACGGCGGGCGGCGAAUUGACACGUGAACAACGCCGAGAAGCCACACGACUGAAGAAGCAAGCGGCCAUCGCUCGAAAGAACAAAAAGACCGCAGAGGUCGGGGAUCUACCCAGCAGCGAAUCCGAGGAGGAGGAAGAUGAAGAGGACAUGCCCGCGAACCCGAACCACACGCAGAAGGCGAGGUCGAUGGCCCGCGCAGCUACCGGCGCAUCAGGCGAGGCCGAUGCCCCGGCGCGUGCUAAACCGACCGACAAAGGAAACCUGAGCAGGAGGGAGCGUGAGGCGCUUGCCGCGCAGGAGGCUAAGGAGCGGUACCAGAAACUCCACGCCGAGGGCAAGACGGACGAGGCGAAAGCGGACAUGGCCAGGUUGAGACUGAUCAGAGAACAGCGCGAGCAAGCGGCAGCGAGGAAAGUAGCCGAGAAAGAGGAGCGGGAUGAGCGCGAGAAGGAAAAAGACGCGCGUGAAGCGAAGAGAAGAGAGGCUGCGAUGGGAGGGGCCGGUGCCGCGAAGAAGGCUACCAAGGGCAAGAAAUGA
Exophiala viscosa is the source of this 759-nucleotide messenger RNA. RefSeq names its product casein kinase substrate phosphoprotein PP28-domain-containing protein. Lineage: Eukaryota; Fungi; Ascomycota; Eurotiomycetes; Chaetothyriales; Herpotrichiellaceae. The transcript has 2 exons. Gene Ontology annotation, molecular function: RNA binding. The record is from RefSeq and is a predicted model, not a curated record. The coding region runs from base 1 to 759 and encodes 252 amino acids. Gene Ontology annotation, cellular component: cytosol.